UAGUUAAAGGGACCUUUUACGUUUUGGUAAAUUGACAAAAGAUGUCCUGUUGUUGUUGUUGUUGUUGUACAUCAAGUGAUUUUUGUGGUGGCAGCGGUUAAUGACCGGGCGCAUGCCCAAGGGAAGUGACUGAUGUGAGGAGUUUGCUGCGGAGGGUAUUAUUGUUCAUGGGACUUCGGUAUUAUUAUAUUGACGGUGUAAGCGUUAUGAACAGUUUCAGUGUUCAUUUUGCCCAGGCAAGUUCUGAUGCGGCUGUAGGAAAAUUAUGUAUAAAACAAGCGUGUAUUAAUACUGUUUGCUCGCGUACAUCAUGGUGGUGGUAGUGACAGCAGGACUCUGUAUAAUACUGUUGACAUUGUGUACACAUGCUAGCGAGUUUGACCGCACAAAAGUCGACGGCUUCAUAAAUAGCUUCAUAGGAUGCCGCACGAAUAAGAACCCCGGUCUGGCGGCGUCCGCGGUUAAGGACGGCCAUGUGGUGUUUGCCGACGGUUACAACGUGUCCGACACGAUGACCAGACGACCGGUGACCAACCAAACGCUGUUCGGAAUAGCCUCCAUGUCAAAGGCGUUCGCAGCUGCUCUCAUGGUCAAACAGCUACGGGACCGAAAAUUGUCCUUACACACCAAACUAAGUGACCUACUCCCGGAAGGGUUCCAGUUUAGCGCGCGCGAGUUCACACAAUACGCAACUAUCCGUGACCUCAUGACCCACUGUCUCGGCGUGCCGCCCAAUCAGAUGAUACGCCUGGACAAGACUCUUACGCGAAAAAAGGCGGCGAGCAACAUGCAUUAUGACAUUGUGUCGUAUUUGAGCGAGGUGUUGGGCGGAAAAUCAUGGGAGAACCUCAUACGAGAGAACUUCUUCGUCCCACUAGGCAUGAUUCACUCUGACUUUCUCUCAACUGUCAACCGAACGGCUUACGACGUUGCUCAUGGUUACGUCAAGGAUGCGUUGAACGGAGGACUGAUUCAAGUUCCUGAAGAACUUAAUAAACACUGCACCGUGUACAUCGGUUCUAAUGGUAUCAUGAGCUGUUCGGAAGACCUCACCAAGUGGAUGCUCAUGCAGCUAGGGGACGGGCGCAGUCAGAGCGGGGCGGAAGUGCUGCGCGCCAGUGACCUUCGACAGACGCACAUCCCACAGACAGUCAUCCAAAGUUCCACUGUAGAGAAGAACUUCCAUCGGCCGCUGGCUUCAUUCACUGUCACAGAGACGGGCUACGCGUUUGGAUGGAAGACUGGACAUUACAAAGGAUAUCAGAUGUUACGUCACACCGGGACGACGUUUGGUUACUCGUCGCUGGUAACGUUGCUGCCUGACGUCAAUAUCGGCGUGUUCACCACCAUGACGGGAUACGACAAUGGAUAUAUCGGCAGAACACUGCUACAUAGUUAUCUUCUAGACGUCUUGCUAGGCGAGGAACCUUCCAUCAACGAAACGACCGUGUGCUCGUAUCCGGAGCCCUGGUACCCGGACAAGCACUCCACGCCCAAACCGAUCAAUAAGAGGAUAGCACCGGGCCGGGCACUGUCCCAGUUAUGCUUUACAUCACAGCUGGAGUACGGCAUAGGCCAAUGGCUGCUCUACCCGACCCGCAAGCAGGACACGUUCGUAGCCGAGGCGUUCGGACUUCUGUACAAGAUCAAGGACAUGCGAACUGGCUUGCGCUUCCACAUGGACACGCCGUCUCCAGUCACGCUGGUGAUACCGAGCUUCGAGACUUUGGACCCACCAGUCUUUGAGAGAAUCUCCAACGGUGAAGCUAGUACCCGAGGAACAUAGCCUAGUGGCAUUGCACUUAUGAACUAUUGCUCAGCGGUAGCUGUCCUUUGAGUUUAGUAAUAUUGCCCGAGCCGAUUUUGUAGUUUGCAGUGCCACGAAUCUAUGUAAAAAAAAAUGCUUUGUCAUGCCACGGAUUAUUAAUAUAUAUUUCUAUAAUAUACAUGUAUUUUGAAAUAAAGAACUUAGAGACAUGUA
Messenger RNA from Dreissena polymorpha, 1981 nucleotides. Its product is annotated as penicillin-binding protein 4-like. NCBI's taxonomy places the organism in Eukaryota, Metazoa, Mollusca, Bivalvia, Myida, Dreissenidae. The transcript has 9 exons. Bases 311 to 1786 code for a protein of 491 amino acids. The record is from RefSeq and is a predicted model, not a curated record.